Messenger RNA from Rattus rattus (black rat), 370 nucleotides. RefSeq names its product 60S ribosomal protein L36a-like. Gene Ontology annotation, biological process: translation. The record is from RefSeq and is a predicted model, not a curated record. The coding region runs from base 11 to 331 and encodes 106 amino acids. The transcript has a single exon. Gene Ontology annotation, cellular component: ribosome; cytosolic large ribosomal subunit. NCBI's taxonomy places the organism in Eukaryota, Metazoa, Chordata, Mammalia, Rodentia, Muridae. Gene Ontology annotation, molecular function: structural constituent of ribosome.
UCCUGCAGACAUGGCGAACGUUCCUAAGACCCGCCGGACAUUCUGCAAGAAAUGUGGGAAGCACCAACCCCACAAGGUGACGCAGCACAAGAAGGGCAAGGAUUCUUUGUAUGCCCAGGGAAAGCACCGUUAUGACAGGAAACAGAGUGGCUACGGUGGGCAGACUAAGCCCAUUUUCCACAAAAAGGCUAAAACUACAAAGAAGAUUGUGCUGACAAUGGAGUGCGUUGAGCCCAGCUGCAGAUCUAAGAGGAUGCUGGCUAUUAAGAGAUGUAAGCAUUUUGAACUGGGAGGUGACAAGAAGAGAAAGGGCCAAGUGAUCCAGUUCUAAGCUGAUUUUGUUAUUAAGACAAUAAAAUCUUGACCUUUC